Pleuronectes platessa (European plaice) is the source of this 3424-nucleotide messenger RNA. It is a transcript of the gene cuedc1b, whose product is annotated as CUE domain containing 1b. Bases 445 to 1641 code for a protein of 398 amino acids. NCBI's taxonomy places the organism in Eukaryota, Metazoa, Chordata, Actinopteri, Pleuronectiformes, Pleuronectidae. The record is from RefSeq and is a predicted model, not a curated record. The transcript has 11 exons. Gene Ontology annotation, molecular function: ubiquitin binding.
ACCACCGCCGUUCAGACGCAUCGCUUCCAGGCGCCGAACCAACAUGCACACAGCCGCGGGACCGGGUCGGACCUUUUGAUAUAUUAAACACCCCACCAUAGUCCAGCGUUUCACUUUGCAAAACAACAACACGACCGAGGGGUUCCGCGGCGGGUCUGUUGUUGUCAGCGGUGGGAAGACGAGCCCGCUCGGUCACAUCCAGUGCGUGGAGGUGACCCCUGUGAUGCAGCUAUGCAUGUUCCUGGGUGGAUUUUGACUCUAACCUUUACCUGGUGACAGAAACUUGGACUUUUUCAUUUCUGUCACCACCUGACUGGUACAGUCCCUGCAGCACUGGGCGGGACAACGAAAAGCAAGUGAGACUGAAGGGGCCGUAGUUCUUGUGGUGGUGGUGACAGAAAAGUAGAGCCACCCUGUCAGUAGGUUGGUGGCACGUGAGACAGGAUGACCAGCCUAUUCAGACGCAGCAGCAGCAAUGGAGGCUCCAGAAGCAACGGAAGUGGUGGCGGGAGCGGCAGCGGACAGGGUCAGCUCAACAACAGCAGAUCCAACCGGCAGGUCCGACGCCUGGAGUUCAACCAGGCCAUGGAGGACUUCAAGACCAUGUUCCCCACUAUGGACUAUGAGGUGAUUGAGUGCGUGCUGCGCUCCAACAACGGAGCUGUGGACGCCACCAUCGACCAGCUGCUCCAGAUGAGCAUUGACGGACAGGGCUCGGAUGACAGUUCGGAUUCAGAUGACAGUAUCCCACCUGAGAUUCUGGAGCGAACACUAGAACCUGACAGUUCUGAUGAGGAACCGCCUCCAGUCUACUCUCCACCGACGUAUGAUAUGCACAUUUAUGACAGGAAAUAUCCAGAGACCCCACCAACCCCCCCACCAAGAUUUGAAGUCCAGCCACCUCCCGGUCACCAGCAGGUCCGAAGCUACCGGAACUGGAACCCUCCAAUGCUUGGAAACCUCCCGGAUGAUUUUCUACGUAUUUUGCCGCAGCAGUUGAACAGUAUAAAGCAGAGCUCUCAGAGCAGUGUGUCCCAGCCUUCAUCGUCAACCUCCUCAGUUUCUCCAAUAAGCCAGUGGACAGCCCAGUCUAGCUCUCGGUCCGGAGCUGCAGGGACCACUGGAGGUGCGGGAUUAACAACGGGCGGCUCCGAGCAAGACAAGAAACUGAAGCAGUACCUGGAUGACGAGCGCAUCGCCCUCUUCCUCCAGAACGAGGAGUUUAUGAAAGAGCUGCAGCGCAACCGCGAGUUCCUCAUCGCCUUAGAGAGAGAUCGCUUGAAGUAUGAAUCAAAGAAAUCAAAGUCCAGUAAUUCAUCUAGCAUGGAGAGUUCCACAGGAGAACAGCACACUGCGGCUUCAAUGGAGGCCAUCUCAGAUGACGCUCUGUUCAGAGACAAACUCAAACUCAUGGGCAAAUCAACGAGAAAGAAGCUGUUUGAAAUUGCCAGGACGUUUUCAGAGAAGACAAAGAGGAGAAAGUCAAAAAGAAGGCUCCUGAAGCACCAUUCACUGGGCACAGCCAACUCUACAGCCAAUCUCCUGGACAAUGUGGAGGGAAACCCCUGUGACGAAGAUGGUCAACGGAGGAGGGCAAACACUCAGGAAGAGACUGAACAACGUAAUGAGCCGAUAUCAUGAUCCUCCCGUGCUGCACCAUGUCAGGGUUUCCAUGGACAGAGCAACAUGACCCACGGGUGGUGGCCUUGCAGCUCUUCCAGUCUCCACCUGCCCACCCCCACCCUCAUCCAGACCAGCCAAUACAAGGCUCAGCAAUGAGUUGAGCCCCCGCCCCUCCCUUCCCUUCCUUUACCCAGGGAGCAGAAAUGGGCUGUUCCCAGCACUGGGCUGACUGUCUAUAAACGUCUUAUCUGUAUUAUAACACUUUGUUGAUAUAUAGUUUUAAAUGUAAAGGAAAAAAGCAUUAGUCCUCACCAGUAUUUGUUAACGGCUUCCUUUAGUUCCUUUAGAGGAAACACACACCUUGUGAACCUUUGUUACUUCUCCUGUUGUGUUCAGUAGCAGUCUGUGAGCGGGGUCCCUCAGUUCGGGCAUUUCAAAUCCAAAGUGUGCACAUUCCCCUUUAUAUACACUCAACCAUGUAGAGCUCUUUUUUACCAUGUUUUCUUAUCCAGAUUGUGAUAUUUAGCUGUUUCUCAACGUCAGGGGUUAUGGAACAGAAACUCUUUGCUGUCAGAACAUUGUGGCCGCUUGUGAUGUAGCUCACCCGAUCCCAGUUAAAAGACGGUGCUCCUUUUAAAGAACGACUGGUUUGGUUUGUUUGUCAGAGUGCCGACCAGUCUAUUGUAGCAGCACGGGUGAAAGCUGUGAUGAGAUAGUGUGGUGAGAACAUUAAACAUGGGUGGCAGACCUGAGUUUCACACUUUCAAAUAGCAAACACUAUGAAACUUUAAUCCCAGCAUACAAGCUGGUGUCGUUUGAACUGAGAGAGGUAUUCUAAAUGUCAGAGUCAGCCCAGCUGAUGUUGUCAGAGUGGGUGUCACAUCCCUACACAACAACAACAACACAACUUCAAUGACAGUAAAACUGAUCAUGUGUGGGUUAAUGGCAGAGAAGCAGAAAGGACAAAUUAGAAAUGCUUAUCAGUGACUCCUGCUGGUCGGUUUGGGUACCAUCACCCCUACACGGCCCAUGGUGACCCCUGGCAGCAUAGCAGAAAGAGUGAUCCACAUAAAAAGUAUACAAAUAAUAGCAAAAAAAAAAAAAUCAAAUGCUCGUCAGAGCAAAUGUUGACGAGUGGCUACCAGAUGUCAACAUCUACCUCCUCCUACCCAUAAGCCCUUGCAUUUCCAGGGUCCUGCCCUGUUGGUUUGCUUAAUGUUUUCUCUCAUGCCACCUCCAGAGGAACUUUGCUGAUAAUCUACCAAGUUUCCACAACUCUUACGUUAAAUGGUUUUUGCAAGAAGUUGAUGAAAUCCAAGUUGUCCUUCUGAGCUCUUUGCUGUAUCUCAGGUCGUCCCUGUCCUCUCCCAGCGAGUCACGUCAGAGAAUUGUGAUGGUCAAGUGUGUGUGUUUGGGAGGAUGACAAUGAAGUGGGGGACUGAAGUUGGGGAAAAUGAAAAAAAAAAAAAGCUUUUGAGGUUUUCAUCCUCACCGUUCUGCUGUGCAUUUCCUUUGUAUGUGUAGAUGUGAAUCUAGCAUGGUUUAGAGAAGUAGUACCAGGCUGAUGUAGCCUGUGUGAACAGAGGAUGUCGGGAGAGGAACACUAAGCGUAAAUGUGUGUAGUAGAAUUGCAUUGCAAAGAUUUCUUGGGAAAGUGUCUGGAUUUCAGAUAUAGACAAUUUAGAAGAAUUUACUUUCUCCCUUUUGUACAUACAAUUUUUUUUCUCAUCACUUUUGGAUUAUUAUUCUCAGUCAUGUGAACGUUCUCUUUCCCCUUUGAUUAAAAGUAUUUAACAAACUA